This is a messenger RNA of Saccostrea cuccullata (small rock oyster), 2218 nucleotides long. Its product is annotated as IQCJ-SCHIP1 readthrough transcript protein-like. The record is from RefSeq and is a predicted model, not a curated record. Gene Ontology annotation, biological process: positive regulation of hippo signaling. The transcript is spliced from 13 exons. Lineage: Eukaryota; Metazoa; Mollusca; Bivalvia; Ostreida; Ostreidae. The coding region runs from base 189 to 1859 and encodes 556 amino acids. Gene Ontology annotation, cellular component: plasma membrane; cell junction. Gene Ontology annotation, molecular function: protein binding.
UUAGACUACUAAUUGCCAGAGAAAUUGGGAUUGGAAUAUUGGAGGCUGAGGGGAGACUCGAGGCAGAACCUCAUCUUCGUUUUAGUCGUAACUCAAACUUUACAUCGGGAAAACAUUCGCGUAUUUCUAUGUGAAACAGGAAUAUGUCUUAAAGAAUAUUUCAGAGCUUAUGAAAGUGAUGUGUGAUAAUGGAAACCUCUCCAAAACAGCCAGAUGAUGCUCGGGAUUUCCUCUCCCAGUUAAUGAAUGCAGAGGAAAAAUGUUCAACUCUGGCGGAUAUAGACCCCAAUAAAAUUCGCAAUGAUCGGCAUGAGAGAAAUUUACAAACAAUGAUGGCUGCUGAUUCUGAAAUUGCUAAGAAGAUGUUUCCACAAGAUUUUUGUAAACCCAAUAGUCAGACAGAAAAAGCUGCUGUAACAAUACAGAAGUAUGCCCGAGGUUAUCUGGGAAGGAAGAAAUAUGUGGAAUUACUGUGUGAUCAAUUUGAGAAAGAUCAGUCUAUAAUGCAGCUUAAAAUCAAGGAACAGGUUGAAGAAGGAGAGCUCCUAGUAGAAAAUCAUCGUCUUGAAGUUCUGUUGGAUGAUAAUCGGACAAGAAGACGAAAUAAAUCCAGACAUUAUAUAAACGAUAUAAUAACUAUACAGCGAGCAUGGCGUUCAUAUCUAAGAAGAAAAAACAGAGAUCAUGAAGAUGACACCAAGAAGGAUAACUCCACAGAAAAAAGUAAGCGCCCUCUACUGGAGGCUGUCCUACAAACGCAUACAGAGGAGAGUGACUCCAUGUCGUCCUCUUACUCUGAGGUGUCUGUAGCCGACAGCAGACAGGACGGACCCGUGGAAAACGGGAGGACUGAAAAUAAUCAGAAUAUCGUACAACACCCUGGGGAGAGUGAGGAGGACUUUAACCGACGUCGACGUAAAGUGAAUUACCUCAGUCUGGCUCAGGAGUUUGCGGAGCUCCAGAGAACAAACUCGGACUUCGUGGCUCCUGAGAACGGUCACAUUGAAGGAGUGUCUGGUGGUGGUCAAAAUGUCUGUGAUGGAAACUCAGGUCCUGAAGGUUCUAAAAAUAAAGCACAGUCAAAUCAGGAAGUGAAAUCUAGGUCAGGUGGUCAUUCAGGGGAGACUGAGGAUUUUGAAGUGUAUAACAUGGAUAGUGGACUACCAUCUUUUGACUGGGAAGAUUUAGAACAGAAACUACAACAAGCUACACAGACCAGUAACAAACAGGCACAAAGAAAUGAUAGAGAAGAAAUCCGCAAGAAAUUAGCCAUGGAUGUUGCAGUUGAUGAUGAUUGUAACAGUCCGAAAUUUUACAAGAAACCCUCAGUAACGAAGUCUUCUAAUUCAAACCUACAAAUCUGCUUCAUGAAUGAGGAACAGGAAGUGGCCAAUCCUCCGUCUCAGCAGGAUUUUGUCUUGCCUAACCUCAAUCCUCCAAAGACCCAGAAUGGUAAAGAACAUGACAAAGAAAAGAAAAAAGAUGGAGAUUUUUUAGUUCAACAAGCCAAGCUACAGCAAGAGGUCAAAAUAGCCCUUGUACAAGCAGGAACUAUGGCCCAUAUGCAAUUAGAAGUAGAGAAACAAAUCAAAAAGAAAUCCCCUAGUGCAGAAAAGGUCAAAGUUUCAUUUCUGGAGUCAAUUCAUCAGAGCAGAGUGGGAAAGCAGGACAUGUUUGUGAUGAACUUAGGACAGCUUCAAGUCUUAGUGAACGAUCUUCACACACAGAUUGAAAAUUUAAAUGAAGAAUUAAUGAAUCUCCUUAUGGAGAGGGAUGAGUUACACAUGAGCCAGGACUCCAUGCUCGUGGAUAUAGAAGACCUUACCAGGAGAGCAGAAGAAACAGCAAAAAAGCAAUAGGCUCCUCUCCAUUGGUUAUUGAUGUCUCGUCACUGUAUGGGUAUUACUUGAGGUGUGUCCCAGAGGUUCUCCUACAGACAGUUCCAGUGUAUGAUGACAUUUAACUGCCAUGCUCUAAGGGGUCUCCUUCUUAGACAGACUUAAUCUGCUGUAAUGGUUUAAAAAGCUUGCGUUGUGAUACAUGUAUUACCAAUAUAUAAAGGUGAACUGCUUUACAGUACAGGUUAUUGUAUAAUGUACAUGUAUUUAUUAUUUUAUAUAUCAUGAAAUAUGUAAUAUGCUGGCAUGACUGAUUUUGCAGGACUGAUUUUUGUCCCCAACUUUUGCUAAAUAUUUUACAUUAAAAUAUUAAUUUGGAA